AUGUUUCCGAUCUGCUGGAUCCUGGGCAUCUGUCUGCCCUGCUUUACUAAGGACCCCAAGGACCGCCGCGCCGCCAUCGGCAGCGCAAUCGCCCUCGCGUCGUACGUCCUGCUGCUCGUGCUGUUUCUGGUCAUCCUGCCGCUCUCCCUCGGCUGGUGCGCGGACGAUAAAUGGCGUCACCGCAGUAUCGCCGCCCAAGGGGCACCCAGCACCCAGACCUUCAAGGCGAUUGGUGACUACCUCGGAUUCAAGCCUGGGGACACAGAUACGAUUUUCGUGCCAUCAGACGCGGCAUUUGAGGAUCUGGCAAAGGUCUAUGGCCUGAAGAGCGCAAAGGAUUUCUUGAGCCCCAAGUAUGCUGACCUCUUGACCAAGCUGGGCGCCGCCCACACUGUAGAGACGGCCGCCUACAAGGCUGCCAACCUGAAAAGCGGCCAGCAGCUGAAGACAAUACAAGGCACCACGCUGACGGUCACCAAGGCCGCCGACGGGGCCAUCACCGUCAAGGGCGCUACCAACAGCGCCAAGGUGCUCGCGGCCGACCGGGCGUCCGGCACCGCCGUCGUCCACGUCAUCGACAAGGUCCUCGUACCCUCGGACGUGUACCCGACGCUCCUGGGCGCGCUUGAGGCGCGGCCGGGCCUCAAGCAGUGGGCCCAGCUGUUUAAGGACGACCCGGCCGCAAAAACAAAGGCGUCAGACCCCCAAUUCCAGGGGACGUACUUUGCGCCCAACGAUGCGGGCGUGAAAAAGUUUGUUGCGAAAGACCAGACCCUCCUCGGCGCGUUCGGCGCGACCAAGGCUGACAUCGGCCUCGUUCUGGCGUACCACUCUACGCCGUCCGCCUUUGGCUAUGCGCAGCUGGCCAACCUGUCCGCCUCGCAGCCGCUGGCGAGCAGCCUCAAGAUUGGGGGCGUGCCGGAGCCGAUUUUUCAUGGGGUCAAGGGCGGCCGCGUGGAGCUGUGGGGCACCCUCAGCCUGCAGGACCGCAGCACGAUUGUUGAGAAGGACAUUCAUGUCGGCGCGGGCGUACUGCAUGUCGUUGACUUCCCGCUGGUGCCUGACCUGGAAACGUCCGCCCGCCAGUCAGUCACACAGGCGGUCGAGGGCCGCGCCGACCUCAAGGCGCUCGCGCGGCUGAUCAACAGCACAGGCAUACUGGACGAGCUCGACGACCCCGCAUUCGCGGGCACGCUCUUCGCGCCGACCGACAAGGCCUUCGAGGCGUUCGCCAAGAGCCUCGGGUUCGCCAGCGUGGACGCGAUCUACAAGUUUGAGCCGCUGCUCGACGCCAUCCUCGGCCACCACCUCGUCCCCGAGGCGUACCCCGCGGACCGCCUCAAGCAGUUUGCGCCUUUCACGAUCGCCCCGUUCACCGGCGGCAACCUGAGGCUCGGCCGCGCAGGAGCCGCCGGGCAGCUGACCGUCGAGGGCGCCCAGAACAAGGCUGCAAUAACCUUGGACGGCAUCGAUGCGGGCCGCAGCGUCGUCUACAAGAUUGAUGCGGUGGUCCUGCCGGACAGCGUGUUCCCGACAAUCAUCGCCGCCCUCGACUUUUACGCCUCGACCUCGGUCCUCCAAAACCUAGUCAAGGCCACGCCGGCGCUGUCGAAGCUUGCAGCAGACCCCAAGACUGCCGCCACCGUGUUUGCCCCCAGGAACGACGCAUUUCAGGCGUUGGGGCCCGAGUUUGUCGACCUCGUCUUUGCUCAGAACGCGACGCGUGCGGAGGGUCUUGGCUACCACAUAGUCCCGGGCCCGGCGCGGCUCGUCCCCGUCGGCUUCAAGAACGGCGACGUCUUGAAGACGCUCCUCAAGGGGCAAGAUCUGAGGGUGGAGGUCAAGGCAAUCGAGGAUCCCCCUUCCAAUACCAAGGUUGGGCGCCUGGUCGUGGUCCCGACCGGCGGGCCGGCGGCUACCGCGCAGCGCAUCAACAUAUUCGCGGGCCAGAGCGUGAUCCACGGCGUGGACCGCGUGCUCGUGCCAAAGGGCAUCUGA
This is a messenger RNA of Monoraphidium neglectum, 1998 nucleotides long. RefSeq lists its product as hypothetical. The coding region runs from base 1 to 1998 and encodes 665 amino acids. The record is from RefSeq and is a predicted model, not a curated record. Lineage: Eukaryota; Viridiplantae; Chlorophyta; Chlorophyceae; Sphaeropleales; Selenastraceae. The transcript has 7 exons.